CAACGACGUCGUUUUCAUCUCCGUACUGCAAUUCAGCUCGGCUUCAUCGUAAUCGUUGACUAGGAUCUCGUCCAUUUUGCUCUUUUGCCAAUGCUCCGGCCUUCAUUUCAAUGUCGUAAUUCAUCUAUAACACAGAAAUUUCGAAAUUCGGAAAUUCUAUGUUCGAAAUCCGAGCAAAAGCCUCAUAAAUUUCCAGUCAACGCUCGUCUCGCCAGCCCUUGUUCUUGAAUUCGUUCCUCCGAUCUCAGUUACCUGUAUUAGCAUCUGGGUUCGGCAAUUCUUUGCCAUUUCUCAGAUGGGUCGUAAGCAAAUCGACCAAGAAGCCUCUCGUUUAACCCUACCGAUCCUAAUUUUGGUUAGUUUCAUCUCCUGCGCCGCCGUGUACACGUUUCUCCCUUUUUUGUUCAGACUCAACGGCGGCGAUCCUUCCAAACUUGAAUCGUUCGCAGUGAUUAGAGAUGGUGAUGCCGGAAAUUUGGAAGGUGGAGCCGAGGAAUGUUGCCGGGGAAUCGAGAAUUUGGAGUAUUGGGGUCCGGCUGUGAAGUGGGGUUCUGAAUUUAAGUUCAAUUCCUCUGAGCUGUGUUGUAAGGCUUGUAAAGCUAUGUGCAACGGCAAUGAUGGGCCUUGCUUGUGUGAUACUUGGGUUUAUUGUGGAAAUCGAAAGGAAUGUGGUUCAAAAUUUGGUGAAUGUUGGCUGAAGAAACAGAAGGAUACAUUGGCCCCUGAUCGGCAGGAAGGAGGGACAACAAGUAUUUGGACAUCUGGGCUUAUCUUUGGAAGAGGAGAGGGAAUCGUUGCGUUGGAGACCGACCAUGGCACGCUUCAUAUCAAGCUCUUCCCUGACUGUGCUCCCCAUUCUGUUGCCUACAUUCUUGAGUUGUUGGAAUUACGACAUUGCGCUGGUUGCCACUUCUACCGUGCCGAGGGUCGAGGCCAAUCUUGGGACUCGAAAGGAAACCCCAUAGAAAACGCUCCUUUAGGUCCUCCGUUUGCACUUAUUCAAGGAACACUGGAAACCCAAGGGGAACCAUUUAAGAAGAUUUCCCCUGAAGUUUGCCCAUACAUAAAGCGCGGUUCGGUAGCGUGGGUUGGUUCGGGACCGGAAUUCUUCAUUAGUCUUGCAAACCACCAAGAAUGGAAUAAAGUGUACACGGUGUUCGGUUCGGUUCUCCCAGAAGACAUGGAAGUUGCAGAGAAAAUUGCUGGACUUCCUACCAAGCCCGAUGUUUGGAACAAUGUCAACGUUUCGGUGUUGCAAGAACACGUUCCGUUGCGGUUGAAACGAAUGAAGAAGAGUCAUGGAGAUCUGAACAUGAAAUCAGAUUGAUAUUUUGGUUAUACCACUUCUUUUUCACAUAAUGUUCUUGAGUUUCUUUAAGUUCACUUAUUUUUCUUUUAGCUGUUUCACUCUUAUAUUCCAUUUUGGACAGUUUUUAUUAUGCCUCAUAAAGCUAUCAUAGUUUCUUACUCAUAAGAAAAAGAAAACAAAAUCA
Molecule: messenger RNA, 1493 nt
Organism: Cucurbita moschata (crookneck pumpkin)
Lineage: Eukaryota; Viridiplantae; Streptophyta; Magnoliopsida; Cucurbitales; Cucurbitaceae
Exons: 5
Coding region: 296-1327 (343 amino acids)
Biological process (GO): protein peptidyl-prolyl isomerization
Molecular function (GO): peptidyl-prolyl cis-trans isomerase activity
Source: RefSeq, a predicted model, not a curated record